AUGGACAUCACUUCUAUUAAGAAGACUUUGGGCAGUCAGUAUAGGGUGGUUUUCUUUCUUGGACAGGGUUCAUAUGGCAGGGUGAGAUUGGCCUGGCACCGGAGAACGCAGGCCCUGGUUGCCAUCAAAACGGUAGAGAUCAGCAAGGACACCAUCAGGGGGAUCCUGUCUGAAAUGACCACAUUGGAGUCAUUGAACCAUCCGAAUAUAAUUUCUUUAUAUGAGGUCCUGAUCACAGGGACCGGAGUUCAUUUUAUAUUACAAUAUGCUCCAGGAGGCAACUUAGGAAAACUAAUAAGUGAGGAGGGCCCAUUGCCAGAAGAAAAGGCGAAGAAAAUGUUCGGACAGGUCGUAUCUGCCAUAAGAUAUUGCCAUAGCCUGGAUAUUGUCCAUCGCGACAUCAAGCCACAGAAUAUACUGAUAGAUGGAGAGGGCAAUAUUAAGCUGAUCGACUUUGGCCAGGCCAUCAAAUGCAAACCUGGUACAUUACUGAGUAGGCACUGUGGAACCAGGGACUUUAAUGCCCCAGAACUGGUAUUAAGGGAGCCAUAUGAUGGCAAGAGUUCUGAUGUGUGGAGUUUGGGGGUGGUGCUCUAUUUCUUUACCACUGGCUACUUACCCUUCAGAGGAAAGACCAUCAAUGAUGUUGAGGAAAGGAUUACAACGGGGACCUAUACCAUUCCUACUCACCUGUCUGGGCAACUCGAAAACCUGAUACAUCAAAUUCUGAGAGUUUCCCCAGACAUGAGGCCCUCUGUAGAGGAAAUUGAAAAUCACCCAUGGAUCAAGAAAUGUGAGUUUAAAAUCCUGCCCAAGACUGACCCAGAUUACAAAAUUAUAGAAAUGCUCUGUGCAAUGGGGUAUAAAGCCAAGGACAUCUUGGAAUCCCUCCAAAAGAAAAGAUACGAUGAACCAAUGGGGGCAUAUUUGAGCUUAAAAGAUCAUGUAAGCAAAGGGUUUGAUGUUGGAUAUAUCACUCCAGCCAAGCCUGGGGAUCCGUGCCCUCCGCCACCCCCAUCACCAGCACAUCCCUCUGUCUUUGGCCUUCCUCUCAGGAGAAGGGCCAGUGAGCCCAUCUUUGGCCUCCACCACAGACCUCCCUCAAGAGAACAGAAUCCUCUUGACCUGAUUCUAUCAGGACUCAAGAUGAGCAGGUGUGUCUCCAUGCCUCCCAUUGCGGUAUACUAUCCUAAGAAGGAGAGAAGCACUUCUACCCGUGCCCUCCACUCAACACCUGUGGCUUGCCCGUGCGUCAGCAACAACAUGUCGGAAGUUGAAAUAAUCCUGCCACCUAAGCAAGACAUUGAGAUGAAUACGUCAUCUCCCCCUCAGAGGAUGGGAUGGUUUAAGAGACUCCGCAAAGGAAUCAGGGACUGUUUUUCAAGACUUUGCUGCCUCCCGAGGGCUCCAAAGAAAAAAACCCAGCAUAGAUCCUCCAAGAGAGUGGCCCCCCUGAAAAAGGCAGCAAGCAGUACCAUAUAA
Rattus norvegicus (Norway rat) is the source of this 1482-nucleotide messenger RNA. NCBI's taxonomy places the organism in Eukaryota, Metazoa, Chordata, Mammalia, Rodentia, Muridae. The record is from RefSeq and is a predicted model, not a curated record.